This is a messenger RNA of Lingula anatina, 3318 nucleotides long. Its product is annotated as tyrosine-protein kinase HTK16. The record is from RefSeq and is a predicted model, not a curated record. Gene Ontology annotation, biological process: protein phosphorylation. NCBI's taxonomy places the organism in Eukaryota, Metazoa, Brachiopoda, Lingulata, Lingulida, Lingulidae. Gene Ontology annotation, molecular function: ATP binding; protein binding; protein tyrosine kinase activity.
UGGUGGUUGUGGACGCGGAAGUAAUGUUUACAAGAUAAUUUCCACAGAAUUUAAACUUUUAACCAUCGAAUUCCCGCUCAGAUAAUCGAGCAUGCCAAAGAAAGGGACUAAGCCUUCCACAGAGGCAGCUAGAGCAGACCAAGAUUACGCAAAUGAGGAGUUUGUCAGCGCGAAAUCUCUAGCCGAACAGUUACGGAAAUACAGCCUCGAAGAUCUACUGACUGAGGAUUCGAAAGCUGAGACGAAAGAAAAUGGAGACGUUGCUUGGUUUCACGGUAAAAUGACUCGAGACACAGCGGAAUAUAUUCUCAAAAAAGGUGGCAUGGUAGAGGGGUUGUUCCUAGUCCGUGAGAGUGCCAAAUCACCUGGAGACUUUGUGCUAUCUCUUGUUCAUGGCAGAAAGCCAAGCCAUUACCAGAUCACGUGCAGUGCUGACACCAUGUUUCAGAUUGACGAGGGACCACUGAUACAGGGACUUGAGCAGUUGAUUAAGUAUUACCAGAGUAGUGCCAAUGGCCUGCCCACCAAACUGACCACUUUCUGUCAUGCCAAGCCACCACCCAUGUCCACUAGGAGAGCUGGACGCUCCAAUAUUUUGCACAGGGCAAUAACAGAAGGAAACAGUGCUGUUGUGAGAAAGAUUUUGAGUAAUUUCAAAUGUCCAGACAUUGAUUCCAAAAAUGAAAAAGGUUCCACAGGACUUCACAUAGCCAGUUUUCUAGGUCAUGAUGACAUAGUAUUACAGCUACUGACCAAAGGUGCUAAUGUCACAGUGCGCGAUGCAGAUGGCUGUACUGCUCUGCAGAGGGCCUGUGCUGGUAACCACCCAAACACCAUCAUGUUGUUAAUUAAGACUGGUGGCGCAGAUCCCCAGGACCGCUGCACCACCACAGGGUGGGUACCUCUACACGAGGCGGCCAUGCACGGACACGUCGAGUGCAUCAGGGUGCUACUGGCAGCUAAUGCUCCCUGUCAGCCUCGUAAUGACAGUGGAGACACGCCAUACCACCUAGCAGUACAGUACGACCGACAGGAGUGCAUCAGAAUAUUUGAAGAUUACAAGCCCGCACCCGCCAAAACUCACAAAUCUGAUUGGCUGCAUCGAAACCUAGACAGACAGAGUGCUGUUGGUUUGCUGCAAAGAUGUGGGAUGUCAGACGGAUUGUUUCUUGUGAGACCGAGUCUGAAACAUCCAGGAGUGUAUGUUCUUACAAUGGCGCAAAAUGGAACCGCUUACAAUUAUGAGAUAAGAAAUGUGGAUCAGACUGGUUACUUCAUAGAUGAUGGUCCCUACUUAGAGUCCCUAGACCAUGUGAUCCAGCAUUACGCCACCAGGGCUGACGGUCUUCCUGGCAGACUGAUAACAGCUAUUAGAUCAGAUGAAACAUUGAAACCAUUAAACAUUCCUCUAUACAGUGCCAAAACAUUAGAUGACUUCUCGCGCCCCUCCCUUCCUCCGCGUCCCUCUGAUCUUGCAGGACAAGAUCAGUUUCCAGGUACUGGGAAUGGUGAUGUCCCACCACCAGCGCCCCCUAUUGAGACAAUUCCAAAACUUGGCUUGCAGAAAAUGUUGUCGAAGUCCCAAGAACUGUUGUCCUCGUCUCCUCCACCUCCACCACCAGCCAUCAGUAAGAUACCCAAGAGAGGAAUAAUGGUGAAUAGAACAAAAUCUGUGGAUGACACUGAUGAUUUGGGUCGUCCUGGCACACCCCCUGUGCUGCCACCUGGUGACAUAACACAUCCAGUACAAGAGCUGGUUCCUAUGGGCUCUAUGCUGGACUUCCUGCUGGACUACCCACACAAGAUCAGGAUCAAAGAGGACUUGGAGCUGUGGGCAGCUCAGAUAGCAUGUGGUAUGAAAUACCUGGAGACCAAGGGGUUCGUACACAGGGAUCUGGCUGCCAGGAAUAUUUUGUUGGCGUCGAAAAAACAGGCCAAGAUCAGUGACUUUGGGUUAUCAAGGGCAGUUGGGGCUGGCAGUGAUUACUACAGGGCUUCUGCAGGAGGGCGGUGGCCAGUGAAAUGGUAUGCGCCAGAGUCUGUGAACUAUGGUACAUUUUCCCAUGCUAGUGAUGUGUGGAGUUAUGGCGUCACUCUGUGGGAAAUGUUCUCAUUUGGAGAGCAACCCUAUGGAGAGAUGAAUGGGGCACAGGUGAUAGCACUAAUUGAAAAAGGUGGUCGUCUUCAGAUCCCAGAAAGGUGCCCUGAGAAGGUGUAUGACAUCAUGUUGCAGUGCUGGGACUAUGACGACAAGAACAGACCCACUUUCCAACAACUCAAUGAACAUUUUGCAAUGGACCCCGAGUAUGCAACGACUAGAGACUUGGUCAAGGGAAGAUGAUAGAGGAACUGUUACCAUGGCAACAGCCUGAAACUUGGUCAGGGGAUGAUGAUAAUAAUGAAACUGUUACCAUGGCAACAGCCAGAGACUUGGUCAAGGGAAGAUGUCAGAGGAACUGUUACCAUGGCAACAACUUCAUUGUACACAGCCUAGUUCAUGGCUGUCAAAUGUGGGUGCUAGUUAUAAGUGAUCAUGGCUUGAAAAAAAAGUCCCAGAGAUUCUAUACGAGUAGGUUUUAGCUCAUGGUCACACAACGUUUUUAUCUCCGUUUCACAUGCUUCCUAGAGGAAUAUUUGAACAUAAAAUCCACUAGUCUAUAGUUAACCAGUAAAUAUCAUACAUACACAAGAAAAGUAUUUCUAAUCGAUAGGUAUACUGAAAAGAAGACAAUGAUUUUGCCACUGAAGGAUCAUCAGGGUAUCAAUAAGUCAUAUUAUUUUACAAGGAAGUGCAUUGGCAGAGAGUAUUAUGUGUUCUUUGAUAAAAUGGUACUGUAAGAUGGUGAAGCAGCUACUAAAAAAGACAUUAUUUGAUAUCUGGAAAGCAGGAUGCACUGAAACAUACUGACAUGUAUUUGUUUGAUGUAUGCAAAACGUGAGCUUCUUUCAAAAAAAAAAAUUGAUCCAUAUUUCUAGUGAUUAGUUUACAUUUAAUGAAUGGGCUUUCGUAUGUCAUAAACAAAGCUUUCAUUAGCAAAUAUACCUUCAGAUUAAAGGGUUUCUUUUGAAUAUACGUAUUUUCUGUCCAUAUAGUUUUUAUCAUAAUUACAUAGAAAUAACUUUAAAGUUCUCUGCCAGGACGUAUGUGAAUUUUAACAUCAUUGCUUGUAUUCUGAUGUUUUUAUAGUUUGUAUCAAACAUGCUUUCAAGUUAUUUCCCUAAUAUAAUGUAGUUUACAGAAGGGGAACAGCUUUUAGUAGAGUCUUUGUCCACUUGAUAUUUUAUUUUUUAUAUAUUAUGAUUUCUUCAUUGGGGGAA